UUUCCUUACUUUUCCUCCAAUUUUUCAACUAAAAACAGAGUAAAAAAACAGAGGAAAACAGAGUAAUGGGCAAUCAAAAAUUCAAACUAUCAAAUAUGAUCCCAAAUGCUUGGUUUUACAAGCUUAAAGAUAUGAACACCACUAAAACAUCUAAAUCUCAACCCAUAAAACAGAGGAGCCACCAUACGCCGCCACCGCCGCCACCACCAACAACCAAAAAAACCACCACAAAUGACCCACCACUUCAAUGCCAACCUAGAAAAUCAUAUCAUAUUACUAGAGAACUCAAUCUUCAACCUCAAGAACUUGACUUUCUCCAUUUAUCACCUCCAAGAAAAUCAAAAUCAUCCUCAAAAUCAAGAAAAUCAAGUAGAAGAACAAAUUCUGUUUCUUCUUCUAGUUGUAAAUCAACUGCUACUUUUCAAUCUUACCAUUCUAAAUCACAUUCACCAACUUCUACCACCAUUUUUGAAGAUACUCUGCUUAAAACAGAGCAUAAAACAGAGGAUUUUGAUAUCAUUAUUGAUAAAGAAUCGUUUUACACUGAAAUAAACACUUUCAAUUUUAAACUCCCACCAAUUAUUACCAAACAAGAAGAAAAACCCAGUUUUUUAUCCAAACAACAGAAGUUAAUUACUGCUCCAAUUUUGAAAGAACAAAGGAUUUCUUCAACACCCAGAAAAAACCCAGAAAAAGGUGUGAGAUUGAAGAUUAAUUCUCCAAGAAUAAUGGGGAUUAAGCAAGCACAAAAUGGGAUUUCUGGUAGAAAAAGUAUGAGUUUGAAGAAGAGAAGAAGCAUUUCAGAGAGUUUUGCUGUGGUAAAAUCAUCUUUUGAUCCUCAAAGAGAUUUUAAAGAAUCAAUGGUGGAAAUGAUAGUGCAAAAUAACUUGAGAACUUCAAAGGAUUUGGAAGAUUUACUUGCUUGUUAUCUUUCACUUAACUCAGAUGAGUAUCAUGAUGUUAUUAUUAAGGUAUUUAAGCAAAUUUGGUUUGAUUUAAGGCACCAAAAAUAAUUUGCUUAUAAUUGUUUUAAUAGUAGUAGUUUUUUUUUUUUUUGAAUAGUAUUUAAUUACUUGUGAGAUUCAAUGUAAAUUUUUCACUAUUUAGAGUAGUAGUAGGUUGAGUAAGAAACUAUUGUAUGUAUACUCUAUUUUUAUUUUAUUUUUUAACCACUCCUUCCUCUA
Molecule: messenger RNA, 1184 nt
Organism: Beta vulgaris subsp. vulgaris (sugar beet)
Lineage: Eukaryota; Viridiplantae; Streptophyta; Magnoliopsida; Caryophyllales; Amaranthaceae
Product: transcription repressor OFP1
Exons: 1
Coding region: 66-1013 (315 amino acids)
Biological process (GO): negative regulation of DNA-templated transcription
Molecular function (GO): DNA binding
Source: RefSeq, a predicted model, not a curated record